GUGGCAACUUCCGAGGUGAGUCCGGCUGCACCUUCACCGGAGAACCAGCCCGCAGCUCGUCCUGCUCGCCCCGCCGGCAGCUUCCCAGCGCCGCCGCCGGAGAUGAUGAUUCCCAGGCAGCAGGGACGCCCAGGUCACCCCACUGAGCCAUGAACGCCUCGGUGGCCGGCAGCCAGCUGAGACAGCCCGAGCCCCAGGACGUGGCCGCCUUCACCCCCGUCUCCAUCGUCAAGAGCGUGACCAAGAAAUCGGACGCGCUGCCGGUGAUCUCGGUGAUCGUGGUGCUCUUCGUGCUGCUGGCCGUGUUCAUCGUGCUGCUGGUGCACUACGGCCCCCAGCUGCGCACGGUGCAGGUCACGCUGCACCACGAGCCCAUGGCCCAGCACAUGGACAGCGUGCUCCUCACCGACUGGAGGCGCCUGGAUGCCCACGGCAAGAUGGGCUCGGCUGGAGUGACCUGCCACUGCUCCUGCAACCACCACCUUCCCCACGGGAGUGCUGAGCCCAAUGUCAUCGAGAUCACCUACCUGUGACACGGCCCGGGGCCACCCGGCCAGGGCUCGAGGGACGUGUCCCGCUGGAAAAGCUGGGGUGGGAUGUUCGGGUAUCCCAGGACUCGCUGCUGCCCACACACAGAGGCUGCACCUCCCCAGACCCGUGUGUGGUCCCAGGAAUGCUCAGCCAGAAGGUUCAAGACCCAUCUUCAGCCCCCAGAAGUCCAGCUCAGGGGUGUCACUGUCCCCAGGCAGGAGCUGGGUCCCAGCCUGGGCUCUGGGGCUGGCUCAGCCUGCGUGGGACAGCUUUAGCAUCUCUUCUGGUUUUACCUGCCCUGGCUUUACCUGUCCCACACUGCCUGGGAGUGGCCAGCAGAGCUGCCUUGGUCCUUGCCCCAGCUGGGGAGCUCUGGGGCUGUACUCAGUCCCCUGGCAGUAGCUGGAAGUUGCAUAAUCUGGAAUUGUUUUCCAGUGAAAGAUGUUUCCACACUCACGGUGUCCUCGUUACACUGUUUAUAUUGCACAGAGGAGCUUCCAGCUGCUCUUUGCUUCAUGCCACAUCCCCUUUUCCCACACUGGGGGGCUGGAACACUGUCCUGCCCCUGCCAGCCCCCCAGCCCCUCGGGCAAACAGCCAGAGCAGAGGAGGGCAGAGGAUGCAGCUCCUGAUCCCGUGUUGGGUGGAGUCAGUGACAGGGGACACGUGUCCUGUCCCCAAUGGGGGUGGGUGAGAGAAGAGAGGUGACACAGCAGAGGCAAGAGGUGAUAAUGGCACAUCACAGCUGGCUGAACAUCUGUAGGUGCUGGCACCAGAGGGGAAGCUCUCGUGACUCUGGACAGAGUCUGUAGCAUCUCUGUGCAAAGGGAUGGGAAGUCCUGAGAUCACCCCCACUGUGGUCACCCUCAGUGUGGUCACCCUCACUGAGGUCACCCCCACUGUGGUCACCCCCACUGUGGUCACCCUCACUGAGGUCACCUUCACUGAGGUCACCCCCACUGUGGUCACCCCCACUGUGGUCACCCUCACUGAGGUCACCUUCACUGAGGUCACCCCCACUGUGGUCACCCCCACUGUGGUCACCCCCACUGUGGUCACCCUCACUGUGGUCAUCUCUCUGUCCCCAUCCAUGAGUGCUGUCCCAAGGAGGGAGCAAUGGUGGGGUUGGCACUGUCACCCUCAGUGGGGUGAUGCUGAGAGGCUCUGUCACCCUGGGGAGAACCUUGUUGAGGUGCCACAGAGGGAUCAGGAGAGGUGAAACCGGAGCCCUGCAGGCUCCUGGGGCUGUCAGAGCACGGACCCUGUUCAGCCCUGGGGUCUCUACUGCUGGAGGUACCGGGAUCUCUGCAGUCCCAGACUCUCCCUGGGGAGGGAGCAGCCUCUGAGGCUCCCCCCGAGGAUUUAUUCUGCUGGACAGCCUCAGAAGUCAGGAUACAGCUUCCACCUCUCCCAUACUGGAAAAGCCAGGUCUGUGUCUGCCCUCAGAUCCCUGGCACAGAUCCCUGUGGGCACAGCUGGACAAGAGAUGGGCUUUACCUGUUCCUCCAGGAGCUGGAGGUAUUCCCGAUGUGCCAGAUGAUUCAGGAUCCCUCCUCUCACUUAUUUCCAGCCUUUCUUUUGCUUUAAAGCUGGACUUGCUGGAAACUUUUUGUCUCCACAAAAAACAUAAUUUAUAUUACUUUUUGGGAGGGUUGUUUUCUGUUUCGAAUUUGUUCCCAUUUGUUUUCCAGGGCUGAUAGGGCAUUAUCAGCUCUCUCACACCCGUGUUACAGGAGAUAAGGGCUGUCAUUUCCAUUGAAAAUUGUGGAGUCCUGCUCCCCUUUCCAUGUCAAAAGAGGGCUUUGUUUGCAAUGUGUACGUCCCUAACAGCACCCCUGAGGAGAUAAUCACCUCUAGGGACUUCUCCUAAUUAAGAAAUCCUCUCUGUAAGGGUGGGCAGGCCCUGGCACAGGGUGCCCAGAGCAGCUUUGCCUGCCCCUGGAUACCUGGCUGUGCCCAAGGCCAGGCUGGAUGGAGCGUGUCCCUGCCAUGGCAGGGGGUGGCACUGAGGUGGAUUGAAGGUCCUUUCCAACCAAAACCGUUCCAUGAUCUCUUUAAAUGACAUCUGUGGGUUGUGGUCACCUCCACCAAGAGCUGGGGACCAUCACAAGACGACCCCUUGUGACCGUCACAAGAUCUGCACUGUGACACCCAGAGAGGCUGCACUCUCCUCCUGGGGAUAUCAGCCAGUGUCACCCGCCCAGGCUGAGGCAGCAGAGUCGUCCCCAGCUUUGGUGGCUGUGUCAUUCCUGCUCAGGGAGCAGCUCCAUCCAGCACAAAGCCUUUAAUUAGGGGAACAGGAGCUUUCCUGGCAGCUCCCUCUGAAGGACACCCACAAAAGGGAAACGUCAUAUUUAGAGAAAAAAGAUUAAAAACGUCUAAAUAUUAAUAAAGGGAAAGACAGAAUGGGUAAUUAUUGCUGGCACUUAUUGAUUUGCAGCUGCUGGGGACUCGUAAAGGUCUGAUUGAUGUCACAACCCGGAUCCAUCACUUACCCUGUGCAGCACAGGGAGCCCACCCGGGCUGGUGUUCAGGUGUUUUGGGGCGUCAAACGAAAAUCAAAUCAAAGUGGCAGUGGAAGGUGGUGCUGCUGGGUGCCCCCUGCCCCUGUCCUGUCAGCAGCCUCCUGCACUCUGGGAGGAUCCAGCUCUGAAGCCCCAGCCUUGGGGAGUUCUUUCAUGUGUUUCAUUUGCAAACAGAAAUUUAGAUGCAAGCUUUUGGAGCACAGGAAAGAAAUUACUGUAAGACUUAGAAUAGCAAAUUAAAUCAUACAAGCGAGUGACAAUAUGCUGCCAGCUUUCUCCUCCAGAAGAACAUCAAGGGUUAGAUCUCAACUCAUUGCUUUCUCCCACACAAUAAAACAUCAUUUUUACA
Serinus canaria (Common canary) is the source of this 3404-nucleotide messenger RNA. RefSeq names its product small integral membrane protein 33 (gene SMIM33). The record is from RefSeq and is a predicted model, not a curated record. Bases 150 to 533 code for a protein of 127 amino acids. The transcript has 2 exons. Lineage: Eukaryota; Metazoa; Chordata; Aves; Passeriformes; Fringillidae.